AUGUCUUCCGAUUCUCUGAAAAUCUACUACGAAACUAUUUAUCCAGAAGUUUGUAUUCCAGACUCCAGAUUUUUGGCUUCUAAAGAAGGAUUAGUCCUUUAUUCCAGAAUUAUCGAAUUUUUAUCUCUUCCAAUUCAAAUUUUAUGCACUUUUUGUAUUUUAAAAAAGACUCCAGAAACGAUGAAAAAUGUGAAAUCGAGUCUUUUAAAAAAAAUUCUAGGAAUCCUGACUUCGAUUACCAUUUUAUUCGAGAAUCGAAGCAGUUUAAUUACUCAAAAUCGAUGGGCGGUUUCUAAGACUUCAACAAGAAAUUUGUGGAUUUUUACCAAUUUUUUCGGGAGUAUGGCACUUUUGAGCCCGGUAUUUUUGCAUUUACCGGACCAGGAGACUACGAAAUUGGAGAUUUUGAAGAAUCUUCCCUGCCCGGCAAAGGAAUUUUUUACCGAAUCUAUGCUGAUUAUGGCUUAUCAAGAUUUUUGGGAAUCCUAUCUUACUGUAGCUCUUCUCUUUAUUUAUUUUAACUUAAUGGCUCAAAUUCUAUUUUUCUCAAUUUGUUGUAUUUAUUAUUUAUUCAUUUUCAAAAGUUCCCAAGUCUCUGCUCAAACUAGAAAACUCCAAAUUCAAUCAUUUGUUGCAAUUAUCUUUCAAAGUCUCAUUCCAAUUUUAUUUGAUUACAUCCCAACAUUGAUAUUCUUGGAUCGACAGAGAAAAAAUGAUUAUGAUCAGUUGAAUAAUAAUUUAAUGGGUUUAUCUAUCAUUUUACAUAAUGGUAUGACUAGUUUAUCGAUUUUAUUGGUUCAAAAACCAUAUCGGAAUUUUUUGAAAUCAAUUUUUUUGGCAAAGAGAAAGUCUGAGGAGGUUCGAGUUUUCAUUGUUUCCGGGGAGAGGAGAUUGUAA
Caenorhabditis briggsae is the source of this 897-nucleotide messenger RNA. Lineage: Eukaryota; Metazoa; Nematoda; Chromadorea; Rhabditida; Rhabditidae. The record is from RefSeq and is a predicted model, not a curated record. The transcript is spliced from 3 exons. Bases 1 to 897 code for a protein of 298 amino acids.